CCUCAUUGUGCCAAGGCCUGGGAAGAAAAGUGAGAGGCGCACACACACUCUCUCACACACGUUUCAGCAGCCGGCAGCAUGGCCAGCGAAACAUCCCAAACCGAAGACUUGCAAGAAGAAAUCCAUGAGAAUGGAGAGGUGCAAAGAGACCGGCUGGAUUCCCUGCCACUGGGUUCUAUGUCGGACCCCAGGAAAGAGGGAGAGAAUCAGGAUGCGUCUCAGUCCCAGAGGAGGAGUGUGGAGGAGGUUUUGGCCCGUGUCGUCCUGGCCCCUGCGCAGUGUCUCUGGACCACAGAGGCAGCUGGUUCCGUCCUGCUGCGGAUAGACGAGGACUGCACCGAGGAGCCCGUCACCGUCCACCAGAUGUUCCUGGCCUCCGUGCAGAGGUACGGUGGCCUGUUUGCCCUGGCCACCAAGAAGCAGGACAAAUGGGAGAAGAUGACCUUUUGCGAAUACUACCAGGGCGCCCGAAAGGCCGCCAAGAGCUUCCUCAAGCUGGGUCUGCAGCGUUUCCAUAGCGUUGGCAUUCUGGGCUUCAACUCGGCCGAGUGGUUCAUCUCUGCCAUCGGGGCCAUCCUUGCUGGGGGCAUUAUGACAGGGAUUUACGCCACUAAUUCUCCUGAGGCUUGCCACUUUGUGGCCAGUGAUGCCAGAGCCGACAUAAUAGUAGUGGAAAACCAAAAGCAACUGGACAAAAUCCUACAGAUAAAGGACCAGCUGCCUGAUUUGAAAGCCAUAGUGCAGUACUCUGAGCCUCCACAGAAGAACCUGCCCAAUCUCUACUCGUGGGAGGAGUUUCUGGACCUUGGAUUGAAUGUGCCCGAUAAAGAACUCGAUGACAUCAUCGACAGCCAGAGACCCAAUCAGUGCUGUGUUCUUAUUUACACAUCCGGCACGACGGGCAUGCCCAAAGGCGUCAUGCUCAGCCACGACAAUAUCACCUGGACGGCCAUCCACGCCAGCCGAGCAGGAGACAUGACCCCUGCGGACACGCGACAAGAGUCCCUGGUCAGCUACCUGCCCCUCAGCCACAUCGCAGCCCAGAUCUACGACCUGUGGACCGGCAUCCACUGGGGAGAGCUGGUCUACUUCGCACAGCCAGACGCUCUGAAGGGCAGUUUAGUGACCACCAUAAGGGAAGUGAGGCCCUCGUCCCACAUGGGCGUGCCCCGCGUCUGGGAGAAGAUGAUGGAGAAGAUCAAAGAGGGCAUCGCCCAGUGUGGCUACAUGAAGAAGAAGAUCGUGGCCUGGGCCAUGUCAGUGAGCCAGGAGGCCAACCAAAGGUGUGCCAACAAGGAUGGGGAGAAGCCGUUCCUCUUUGCGCUGGCCGACGGCCUGGUCCUGGAGAAGCUGAGGGCGGAGCUGGGCUUCUCCUGCUGCCAGAAGUUCUUCUCGGGCGCCGCCCCCAUCGGCAGCGAGACGAUGCAGUUCUUCCUGGGCCUGAACAUCAGGAUGUACGAGGCCUACGGCAUGAGCGAGAGCACGGGGCCACACUUCAUGUCGGGAGCCAGGGGUUACAAGUUACCCAGCUGUGGUAAAGUGGUCCCAGGCUGCAAAGCGAAGCUGGCCGACGUGGACGCUGACGGGACCGGGGAGGUGUGUUUCUGGGGCCGCAACGUCUUCAUGGGCUAUCUGAACAUGGAGGACAAGACCAGGGAGGCCCUGGACGAGCAGGGCUGGCUGCGGUCAGGUGACCUGGGCAAGAUGGACGCCGAGGGCUUCCUCUUCGUCACAGGAAGGAUCAAAGAGCUCAUCAUCACGGCGGGUGGUGAGAACAUCCCCCCGGUGCCCAUCGAGGAGGCCAUGAAGCAGGAAUUGCCCAUCAUUAGCAACGCCAUGCUCAUCGGAGACAAGAGGAAGUUCCUGUCCAUGCUGCUCACCUUGAAGUGCCUGAGCAAUACGGAGACCAUGGAGCCGACGGAUGAGCUGAGCCUGGAGGUGGUGGAGUUCUGCCAGGCGCUGGGCAGCCAGGCCACCCGCGUCUCCGACAUCAUCGGCGGCCGGGACAAGGCCGUGUACCAGGCCAUUCAGGAGGCCAUCGGCCGGGUCAACGCCAGGGCCACCUCCAACGCCCAGCGCAUACAGAAGUGGACCAUACUGCCCAGAGACUUCUCCAUCACAGGAGGAGAGCUUGGCCCAACCAUGAAACUACGCCGCCCUGUUGUCUUGAAGAUGUACCAGAGUGAGAUUGACAACUUCUACAAAGAGUGAAACCCAGCAGCCGCGGCAGGCAGGAGUGUGGCUCAGCAUCUCAUCUCCUGGACCCCCCGCAACAAACUCCUCUAAUCGGACUCAUGGACCAGCUAUGAGAUUAGGAGUGCUUUACAAUAUGUGACCUUGCCUCCUUCACUUGUGCUUUUCUCCUCGUACCAGGAAAUAAUAGGUCAUGAUGACAUCACUGACAACAGCAUUAUAUUUCAAUAUCUUGCAAAAGCUCAAUUGUAGAGUCUUUUUUUCUCAUUUGCAAUCGGGAUGGUGAAUGAAAAACAGUCCCUCAAAAGUUGUUGUGGCAAGCUUGACAGCUGGGAAACUUUAUCGUUUUCUCCACGGAGGGGGGGCCAGGAGGCAGAACGAGGAGACAAGCACAAGUGGAGGAGGCAAGGUCACAUAUUGUAACGCACUCUAGGUCUACAGAAGACACCAGGCGAUGACAACCAUCUUCUAACCAAGUGCCUUACUUCAUAGGACUACUGACAACCACAUAUUAGAUACAGCAACCGAACACACUGGUGUCACACACUGGUUGUCCAAGGGAUUUUAACUGGAAUAUAUCUGUUCCACACUUCACUGUUGUAUGUUUUGUGUCUGUACUCUACACAGUGUGAUCAUCAGUAAACGUUUCAGAGAAUAGCCCUGCAAUAGACAAACGGGAUGGACGAGUGUUUCGUUGUGAUUUUCUCGUGUAAAUAUAUUUGAUGCAACUCUGAUGACAAUAAUAGAUCCACCAUCAUGAAUGAGUACCUCUGAUGAAGAGUGGAAGGCAUUUGCCCAUGAGAUCACAGGUCUAUUUAAUAGGCACUGACCAGUACAGUUACUGGCAGUGACCGACAGUGUAUCAGAACACACCGAAACGGCCGUCCAGAAUGUAUGAGAAAAAGGUUACCACAGUAGCUAUUAAUAUUAAAAAGGUUAGCAUGCAUGGUAUUUUUUUCUAAAACUGAAAACCUCUGGCACAAAAAGCUCACUUUUGUUUGGCAUUUUCUGUGAGAGUGCAGUCUAGUUAUUAACGUGAAAUCAUUGACAUGCAGAUGCUCUAUUGUUUGCGAACCGUUUUCCCUUUCUACGGCAAGAAAACAGACCCAUUUGAUUGAAAAUAUCAGUAACUUUUUUUUAAUGUAUUGCAAAUUUGAAACCGGACAACUUUGCACUCUGCCAUUAGUCAGGCAGGCAACAAUAUGUUAAAAUGUACCAGACUCUGGGCUGAAUCCAGUAAAUAAAUAAACCAUUUUUAGAUUAUGCAGCAUAAAACUCAUCUCACAAACA
This is a messenger RNA of Engraulis encrasicolus (European anchovy), 3483 nucleotides long. It is a transcript of the gene acsbg1, whose product is annotated as acyl-CoA synthetase bubblegum family member 1. The transcript has 14 exons. NCBI's taxonomy places the organism in Eukaryota, Metazoa, Chordata, Actinopteri, Clupeiformes, Engraulidae. Gene Ontology annotation, cellular component: endoplasmic reticulum; membrane. The record is from RefSeq and is a predicted model, not a curated record. Gene Ontology annotation, molecular function: long-chain fatty acid-CoA ligase activity. Bases 79 to 2211 code for a protein of 710 amino acids.